This is a messenger RNA of Microbotryum saponariae, 411 nucleotides long. NCBI's taxonomy places the organism in Eukaryota, Fungi, Basidiomycota, Microbotryomycetes, Microbotryales, Microbotryaceae. The record is from the annotation of a GenBank genome assembly.
AUGAUGCCGGGCGAAACAGACCUCCAACAGCUACUAAGCGGCAUCGAGCCCUUGCUCGACGAUGUGAUCUACACCUUCUGCACCAUCCCCCUCGACUCUCCCAUCCCACCAGGGUGUAUCGGUUCCUUUAACGAACGCGAAGGACGCACGCUCAUCCUCCCACUCGAGAUCGCCAUGACGGCUCCCGCCUUAACAGACGUCAAAUGGGCGGGAGAAUGGGCCAAGAUCACGCUUCAGAUCCAUUCCUCCCUCGAAGCGGUUGGAUUCAUCGCUGCUAUUGCUACUGCGUUGGGGAUAGAGGGCAUCAGUGCGAACGUCAUGUCGGGGUUCUAUCAUGAUCAUGUGUUCGUGCAGUGGGGCAGGAGGGGCGAUGCGAUGACGGUCAUUCGGGGGUUCGCGAAGAAAGAGUGA